AUGCAGUCUAUGUUUAAGGUUUUAGCAUGUUUGUAGAUUCAUAGACAUAUUAUAUUUGCUUGAGAUUAGACAUUGCCUUAAAAGCACUCGGCCUUCAGGGUGGUCAGUUUUUCAAACUGAGGAACAAGGGUGACACUCUAUCCGUUAGUGAUAAACACAUCGACGACGGCACUGCAUUGAACAAAACCAACCGUGACGACAAUGGUCGCACUGCCUCUUAUAAAGAGAAAGCUGACGAGAGAACAUAUCAGGAACAUGAACAAGCGACAUACAUUUAUUCAAGCCAACUUGAAAUUGCUGAGAAAAAGGACAACAAAAUACUCAAUCUGAAGUUUCUAGCCCAGAUGCACAUCAAUGAAUAUCACAAUUUGGUUGGGUCGUCGCAAAAAUGGAAUUGCGUUGACAAAUCAGUGAUGCAUCGCGAAAAGUUUGAAAUGAUGAACAAACAUUGGCUUGAACAUCCAGGUGAUAUUAGAAUUAAAGGCGAUGUACGUGUGAUUUUCAUGGAAAAGUUCUUGAUUGGCAAAGGAAGUGGUGGAGCCGUUUAUCUUGGUUUGGGAAAGGAUGGUUAUGGAAAAGCUGUAAAAAAAAUCCCUAAAAAUAGCUGUCUCCAUCUUGCUCUACGAGAAAAGAAUGUUUUGAAUGAGCCAAAGGCAAAGAAGUCGAAGCAUGUUGUAAAGUAUUGGAACUUUGUAGAAGAGGAAGGAGAAGAUUUUGUCUAUUUGAUAUUAGACUUGUGCGAACAAACUUUGACAAGUUUUGUUAAGUCUACUAGUUUAGAUAAACUUCACGAAGCCCUUUCCGAAAUCCUUAGACAAAUUUUAAAUGGAUUAUCUGAUCUUCAUAGUGGCCCAAGUUCUAUUCUUCAUCGGGAUUUAAAGCCUUCUAAUGUUCUUCAAGACGUGGAAGGCAAAUUUAUGAUAGCUGACUUUGGUAUUAGUCGAAUAUUGGUAAGUGACGAUAACUCAACAUAUCAAAGCAGUCCUGGUACAGGCAGUUAUGGUUGGUCCGCUCCUGAAUCCUUGAAUGAAGGUCGUUACAAGAAACAGUCUGAUAUAAUGAGUGCAGGAAUGGUGGCUUAUUAUGUUGCAACAAAAGGGGAACAUGCUUUUGGAACUGAAGAGAAUAGAUUGAAAAACUUGUUAAAUGGAAACCCUGUUGGCUUGAAGAAAAUCGAUGAUGUUCAACUUGAAGAUCUUCUUUCAUGGAUGCUACAGCAUAAGCCUGAACUCAGGCCAUCAGCCAGCGAGACGUUAAAACAUCCUUAUCUACAAUCCAAUGAGGAAAAGUUUGACAUGCUGUGUGAUGUUGGAAACCAACCGGAGAUAAAACAACCACAAUGUCAAAAUUCAGAUGUUCGUAAGCAGUUGGAGUGUUUCACAGAAUGGAUGAAUCGUAUCGAUGAUGAAGUUUUGAAAGAUUUAAAAACAAUUGAAGUAAACAACAAAAAAAGGACUGUAACCUACGAGUCUUCAUGGGCAAGUUGUUUGAGACUCAUACGUAACGUUGAUCAGCACUGGCAUGAUAAACCUCGUCCACGUUUAUCCCCAUUUAUCAAGGAAGGCAACUAUAAAAAGUAUUUCAUGCAACGUUUUCCCGAACUUCCUCUACUGGUGUACAAAAUUAUUAGAUCGACUGACUGGAAAACAAGACCUAAAUUGCAACAACAUUUUACCUGAAACAUAAAUCCUGUGAAAAUUGAAGGAAGUCAAUGGAAA
Messenger RNA from Xenia sp. Carnegie-2017, 1718 nucleotides. Its product is annotated as serine/threonine-protein kinase/endoribonuclease IRE1-like. Lineage: Eukaryota; Metazoa; Cnidaria; Anthozoa; Malacalcyonacea; Xeniidae. The transcript is spliced from 6 exons. The record is from RefSeq and is a predicted model, not a curated record. Gene Ontology annotation, biological process: IRE1-mediated unfolded protein response; mRNA processing; protein phosphorylation. The coding region runs from base 345 to 1679 and encodes 444 amino acids. Gene Ontology annotation, cellular component: IRE1-TRAF2-ASK1 complex. Gene Ontology annotation, molecular function: ATP binding; protein serine/threonine kinase activity; RNA endonuclease activity.